Molecule: messenger RNA, 1600 nt
Organism: Cyanistes caeruleus (blue tit)
Lineage: Eukaryota; Metazoa; Chordata; Aves; Passeriformes; Paridae
Gene: TMEM60
Product: transmembrane protein 60
Source: RefSeq, a predicted model, not a curated record
GGGAGGCGGGCGGUUCCCUGAGGCGGAGCCGGAGGGGUGGGCCGGGCGCCCCCUCAGCUGAGCGCGGGCCCCGCGGACCGGGGGAUGCGCCGGGAUCUGCGGUUGUUGCUGACAGCGAAGGACUUCCUCUCAAAGCUGUUUAAAUGAGAAUGUCCCUGGCGCAAAGAGUGCUGCUGACAUGGCUUUUUACAUUACUCUUCCUGAUCAUGCUGGUGCUGAAGUUGGAUGAGAAAGCACCGUGGAACUGGUUCCUCAUUUUUAUUCCAGUGUGGAUAUUUGAUACAAUUCUUCUAGUUAUGUUAAUUGUAAAAAUGGCUGGACGUUGCAAGUCUGGCUUUGACCCUCGCAAUGGCUCCCAGAACAUGAAGAAGAAAGUCUGGUACCUCAUUGCCAUGCUGCUGAAAUUGGCCUUCUGCCUCGCCCUGUGCGCGAAGCUGCAGCGAUUCACCACCAUGAAACUGGCCUAUGUGUUCAUCCCGCUCUGGGCCCUGCUGAUUGGGGGCAUGGUUGAACUUGGAUAUAAUAUCUUCUAUGUACGGAGAGACUAAGCUUUGCCAGGCGGUUUCCAGUGCCAAGACUGGCACCAGAUUACUAGAUUACCACCAUUUUGCCACAAAUUUAUCUGCAGACUAGAAAGCCAAAUGAGUCAAACUGGAGACUUAGACUAAAGCAGGCUGAAGACUGAAAAUAGACUUGUUUCAUUUUUUUAUUUUAAAACUCACAUAUGCUCUUGUAAAUAAAAGUAUUUGUUCAACAUAAGCUGUUCUAAUAUGAUUACUGUUACAUGUUACAUGGACUAGGAUACAGGUUCUUCACAUGCAGGUAGAAGACCUUGUCAAAGAAACCACAACUGUUCUACCCAGAGUAUUCAGCACAUUGAGUAAUCCUAGGAAAGAGGAUAAGCUAAAUUUGUUUUAAAAAUCAGUAACAAUUGACAGCAGCCAAAUAAGAGCAAGAAAAGGAAUAAAGUAAUGCACCUUUUUUUUUUUUUUUUUUUCUGACUGAGAUUCCAUUGCCAGUCUAAAAAUAAGCACUGUUUUCUAAACUGCUGAAACAGCCCAUAACCAGUAUGUUAACCUUAGGGAACUCAGUUGGUAGCUGAGCUGUGCCAGCAGAAGAGGGAGACAAUGGUGAUUCCUUUCCAAGUGAGAACUCACCAGUGUUGCAAAAGACUGAAAAUACAGGGUGAAUUCAGUACUGCAUUUGUACCUGCCCAAAGUGGUACUUGAACUCUUGUUCAAGUUUUUAAUACCCGAGCAUAUGAAAUUCUGUGGGGGUGAAGCCCUGGCUUCAUGGAACACUGGCAAACUCAGACAUAAGGAAAUUACCUUUUUCAGGUAACAAGUGAAUAGGACUUCAGGAAAGAACUGGAACUACAAGUAUAUUUUGUGGACUAAAGUGCUCUUUCAGGAGAUACAGUAACACCAAAUUCAAAUGUAGCAGUUAUCUGGGAGAUUAUUAACAUGCAUGCUGAAAAUGUUGAUCCAUUUACAGUUCCUAGAGACAAAAGAAUGUAAAGUGAAUGAAAAACAGUCUAGGGUAACAGGACAUACCUAGACCAAAGUGUCUCACUAAUAAAAUUUUAAUUAUGUACAUUCAA